Messenger RNA from Protopterus annectens (West African lungfish), 2287 nucleotides. Its product is annotated as low molecular weight neuronal intermediate filament-like. The record is from RefSeq and is a predicted model, not a curated record. Gene Ontology annotation, molecular function: structural molecule activity. NCBI's taxonomy places the organism in Eukaryota, Metazoa, Chordata, Ceratodontiformes, Protopteridae. The transcript has 4 exons. The coding region runs from base 269 to 1708 and encodes 479 amino acids. Gene Ontology annotation, cellular component: intermediate filament.
AAUCUCAGUGGCAUCAGAUAAAAAACCGAAAUGAGCUUGUGUCGCGGAUUUCCCCUUACCUAGCAAUAACUGUUAUUGCCCCAGCGGAAUAGUGAUGGGGAUGCAGCACUUUGCAGAAUCCUUUGUGGGCGUGGUCAUACAGAGACGGUCCAGCUGAGGAGUACAAAACCGCAAACCUGCUUUUAUUUCUACCUUUUGGUCCAUUGUACCCCCAGAAGUUAAUUUAUUUCGACAUUUUGGACCACUGCACUUUCCCGAAGUUGGCAUAAUGAGUUACGCAGGAGACACAUACUCCUCUGUGUACAGAAAUGUGUUUGGGGAAAGCUUGUUUGCAAGCAGAGUUGCUGGCUCGACCAGCUACGGCUCUCAGGGUCACCCCAAGAGCAACGUGUCAUACAGGAGCAGCUACAGAAAGAAUGCCCGCCUGUCUGCGACGCCCUUGUACUCCCGGGAUGUAUGCGACUUGUCUCAGUCAGCAGCAGUGAGCAACGAGCUAAAGAUAAUCAGAACCAACGAGAAGGAACAGCUCCAGGGCCUCAAUGAUCGCUUUGUCACUUACAUUGAGAAGGUGCACCAGCUGGAGCAGCAGAAUAAACUGCUGGAAGCAGAAGUAGCUCAGCUGAGGCAGAGACAGUCUGAGCCAUCCCGUCUCCAUGGGCUCUUUGAGCAAGAAAUCCGGGAGCUGCGCUCCAAAGUGGAAGAGCUGACCCACGAGAAGGCACAGCUGCAGCUAGACUGUGACAACCUGGAGGAGUAUCUGCAGAAGCUGAGGGAGAAGUUUGAGGAGGAGGUCAGAAUGAGGGAGGAAGCGGAGGUCACUGUAGAGGGAUACAGGAAGGAUGUAGACGAUGCUUCCUUGGUAAGGUUAAAGCUGGAAAAAAAGGUAGAAUCCCUUCUGGAUGAAAUUGCAUUUCUUCGAAAAAUCCACGAGGAGGAAGUAACUGAAAUACAGGCGUCUGUGCAGGCGUCACAAGUCUCUUUGGACAAGGAGACUACAAGAAAACCAGACCUUACUUCUGCACUUAAGGAAAUCCGUGUACAAUAUGAAACACUUUCCUCCAGGAACCAGCAGACCUCUGAAGAAUGGUACAAAACAAAAUUUGCCAGCUUCACUGAGACAGCAUUUCGUAACAACGAUGCUGUCCGUCAAGUCAAAGAAGAGCUGGGAGAGUACCGCCGACAGUUGCAAGCCCGAAACAUUGAAAUUGAGAUGCUAAAGAGCACAAAUGAGUCACUGGAGAGACAAAUUCAGGAAAUAGAAGAUCAGCAUCACUCCGAGCUAAGCCAUCUUCAGGAGACGGUUAACCAGCUGGAGGGUGCACUAGGGGCAACAAGGAGUGAAAUGGCCCGUCACCUCAAAGAAUACCAAGAUCUGUUGAAUGUUAAGAUGGCUCUGGAUAUUGAAAUUGCUGCAUACAGGAAAUUACUGGAAGGUGAAGAAACACGUCUUGGCACUGUCAGCAGUGGGACUGGAGGUUCCACUUAUCUGACUUAUCUCUCUUCUCCAGUGUCAAAAAUUAGCAAAAAACCCUCUUCCACAACACCUACCACCAUCAAGAAGAAUGAGGACAAACCAGCAACAGACAAGCAGGAGGUGACUGGAUCCUCAGAUGCUUCAAAAUCCAAACCUUCUGUAGAUUCAAAGUCACCAAGAGACGAGGAAUCCACAGAAGGGGAACAGCCAGCAAAAAUAUCAAGCAAAAAUUAAUCCUGAUUUACAAAUGGCUUAUGAAACAGAGUUAGUAAUUUAUUUCUCAUGCUCUGCAGUUGCAGAGUAGUUCAACAUGAGAGAUUUAGAAUAUGUAACUGUCAAAAAUGAUAUUGAUUAUAUUUCCUUAACUGUAAUUUGAAAAAAAUGCCUCUCUUCUAGCAGUGAUUUAAAAAUUUGAAAUUGCGAUGUUCAAGGUGAAUUCAUCUUUUAUUUGUGCCACCUGUUAUUUUCCAUUCCCAGUCAUCUACUAACAAAGGCCUUUUUCAUGAAAAUAUGGUUCUAAUUUACAGAUGACGUCCUCAUGUUGCUUGUUUCCUACCUAAUGAGAUAGUGGCCUGUUUCUAACUAGAUGGAGUCACCAUGGAGGGCAGAGUAAGAUGAUAUAACAGGUAACUAAUUUUAAGUGGGAACAAAUUGCUAGAAUAAAUGAAUACCGAUGUCCAGAUGGUUGCCUCUGAAGUUUUUUUUAGCAAUAAAAAAUAGAAAUUAAAUCUCAUGCAUACAGGGCAGAGACCCCUUGCAUCUUGUUGUUAUUGUCAAAAUAUUUCUUGAAUGAGAAAUAAAGUGUUAAAUAGA